AUCUGUGUGUUUUAUUUUAAUUUACCGUGAAGGUGGGGAGGCCGGUGGCAGAUCCUGUUUUGUGCAGCUGCAACAGCAGCAGCAGCAGGAGGAAGGAAGGAAGGAAGGAAGGAAGGGUUUGAAGUUGGCGCCCCAGCAGGACAGCACCGGAAACUCGGAGCGGCUGAUGUCGAAGAGGAAAGCGGAGGAUACUCUGUGUUGCCGGCCCGGCAAGCGUUUCGUUUCCCUGCUGCUGGAGCGCAAGAGGAGCGUGUGGCCCCCGGCGCCGAGGCCGCAGGCAAGCGCCAAGAGGAAGCUGCUGGAGGAGCCUCUGCUCGAGCCGCACUGCAAGAGGCCCGGGAGCGCGUCCGGCGGCGGGAUCGCGCGGCCCGGACACGCGGACAGCGGGAGCGCGAGCGGAGUGGGACACGUGGCCGCGCCCGGGAACGGCGGGGGCGGGAGCGCGAGCGGCGGUGGGGAGGGGUGGCCCGCUCGCGACCCCACUCGCAGCUGCAGAGCCUCCCGCCUGACCGGGACUGCGCAGAAUGCACCUUGGGAUGAAGUAUCUUGUCAAUACAACUCUUUUCAGUUUUGGAGAGUUCAGUUGCCUCCUGUUGACUUGACUGAGAUUGAGGAUUUUAGACAGCCGAAGAUAACUGAAGAAAUGAAUUGUGAAGAUCCUGAUGAGUCAGCGGAAAUAGAGAUGGAGCUGCAGAACUGAGAUUGUCGUAAAAAAUUAUGUUUGCAUAUUUUGAAAUAAAUAAUAGGGCUAGGAGUUAUCCUGGAAGAAGGGAGAAAGGUGCAGUGCAUCCUUAGUUUUUCUAAAAAUGCUAAUUGUUGCAAGUGAUCUAUAUUUCCUGCAUUCUUAUAGUUUGUCUGAGGAGAACAUUACAGGUGCACAAGCUUUCAAAAUUUACCAGGCUGUUCAAAAAUGCAGGGAUGCCAUUCAAUAAAAUUGUAAACAAAUGUGUAAUUGUUUAUCUGAGUUGAAAUAAUUCUGAGAAGUUCACAUCCCUGAUUAGUUUAUGUGAUACUUACUCCAGAGCCAACGGAUGUCCAGUAAAUGGACAAGCCGCAGUUUUAAUAUGGAAUUCAAACUGUUGAUAGGAUGUAGGUUGUCUAGUUGUCAUUAUUGGUUCAUGACAGCUCAUACAGUCAUGAUAAAAUAUAAUAUUACAGUUAUAAAGCUAGUUGGAUGUCCAAGAAUACUUAAGUUUGUUCAUGUUCUUUAGUAAUAAUAAUGUAAAAUAUGCAAUUUAUGAUUUUUUAAAAAAGUUUACUCCUCUUCCUCUUUGAAGGUAUUGAUCAUGUUUGGAUGCAAUUUCUUUUGUACUGCACUGGCAUCCUGCAGUAUCUCAUCCAAAUGGCCAGCCUUCAAGUGUGAAUUUUGAAUUUUUGAAUUACGGAGAGUAACACAACAAGGAAUCAAUGUGCACUUGAAAUGCUCUCCUGAGCUGCUAAUGGGAAGAAAAUGCAAACAAUAGCUCAAGUCAUUAGUCUUAACUCUGAGAAUCACAACUGAUUUGUACUCUUUGGAUGCUGUUGGACUUCCUCUGAGUUUAUUUGUUAACCAAAAAAAAAUUGCUUUUGAAGCAAUUUGUCUGUGAAACAUUGACCUCGAUGCAGUCAGCCAGCCUUUGUGAUCAAAAUGUAACUAAGUAACAAAGAGUAGCAAGUGAGAGCAAAAGCGGGAAGGUAAUACAAACUAAUUAAACUCUCUUUUCUCUCCACAGAUGCUGCCAGAGCUGCUGAGUUUCUCCUGCAGUUACUGCUUUUGUUCGUAACACAAGUAGCUUUUUUUGAAAAGAUGCAAGUUUGUGCAUUAGGUUUUGAGGGUUAAUACAUUAAUAAUAGGUCUGCUAAACAUUUCAGUAGCUAUAUUAUUUCAAAUUCUUUUAUUGUAUGAGGUGAAAGUAAUGAAACUAGUUGAUGCAGGUAGACAAAGUUUGCCUGAAUUUGCCCGUGGUAAUGGGAUCUAAACUCUUUUUAAUAUGACUAAACAAUUUAUGUGAGUUUAUUGUUUUGCACGGUGAUUUUCCCAAUAACCGUGGACCUGAAUGAUCUCAAAUGAGAAAGAAACCUAGAGAGAGUACUUUCUGUUCAAAGUACUUCUGUUAUUUGCAGACUGGUAUUGUAUUGUUGUGCAGCCUACUUAAUUGGGAAUCUGCUGUUUGAGUCCAAAGGAAACAUGGGUUUCAUGAUUUUGGUGUUCCCAAGAACUCUUAGAGUGGGUCAGUGUGAACUCGAUGGGCCGAAUGGCCUACUUCCACACUGUAGGGAUUCUGUGAUUCUUUCUAUGAUUUGAGUUAUUUUGGGAAAGAUGAAUGUAGAGGCUUCACCAAAGCCUGGACUUUACAGUCACAGUCCUAUCUGAUGUGUAUGAAGUGCUUUUCGUUGGUAAUGUCAUUGGAGUGAGUUAACAAACAUGAAGAUUGUAUCAAAGACAUCUACCUGGGUAAGAAAAUUCAGAUUUAAAAGAAAAUGGAGUUAUCAUGAGGCUAUUGUUUUAGAUUCCAAAACAGAUUAUUUGAACAAAAAUGUAUCUCACAAGAUGAUUCUGUCCCCCUAAUUUAGUCGUGCAGACUGAAACCAAACCUGGUCAUCGUGGAUGAAUUGUAUUUUAACCUUAUAUAACAGGCAUAUAGCUAGUUAUUUUGCCAAAAUGUUUACGAUUAUUAGUAAACUAGAGAGUUUAAAUGGGUUGUGCAUGAGUAAAUUUAACAUCAGUUGUUUUCAUUUUUCAGAGUCGACUAAAUAGUGUUAUACCAGGCGUUCAGCCACAAGUAUGACACGUGGAAUUCAUAUUCUAGGAAUAUCUCUUUUGUUUUUACUUGCCAAAAUACUCUUCUUUUUUUCCUCUUCCCUUUUUCUACUGUGUCACCCUCGGGCUUGUGUUUUGUAUGGUUAAGGGAAGAGGGCUAUUGGCAUGCACGUCUUCGUCGUUGUAACUUCUGACAACUGCAGUUUAAAGUGUUACUUCUCUUCCUGUUUCUGGGAUUGAAAAGAUGUUAAUAUCUGUAUGACCCAGGGCAGCUUGCCCAUGCAAUCCUAAGUCAUUAGACACUUAGUUCAGUUUAGUUCUGAAUUUAUUUUAAUGUUAAAUGAGUUAACACUUUCUGGGCAGAAGGAUGGUAAUGCAUACUUUAUCACUGACGUAAAAUUGGACAGUUGCUGUUAUUGUUGCUCCCUGAACAUUCGCAAUUGUUGUUGCUAUUUCUGGUGGUUUCCAUUUCUGAACGGUGUGAAAAUCUUGCUUAAUAUGGCUAACUUGAAUUUUUUUGGUUGAAGGAAAUGGGUAAUAUCUGUUGUGCAGCAUGGAAAUAAAUCCUGAGUAUGAUAGGGUAAGUUUUGUUUUGGAGGUAGAGAUGUUGAACUCCGUAAUGAAUAUGUAGCUUUUAUUUUCCUUUUACCUGCUGAUGUCUGAGCUUCCACAUUUUUUUAAUGAACUGCUGAUUUGAUAUUUCAGUUGUAAAUACAAUAUCAUUUUGUGUAACCAUACAAUUCACAUUGAAAGGGAAACCCAAAGAUCUGUAUAGAAAAUUAAUGAUGCCUCUGUUGCAUGCUUUGCUGGGUUUGUCAGGUAUUCAAGGCGUUAUUUUAUACAAAAUUUGAAUAUUUGAAAGAAUAAAAUAUUUUCCAUGUUUGUA
This is a messenger RNA of Rhincodon typus (whale shark), 3626 nucleotides long. RefSeq lists its product as uncharacterized. NCBI's taxonomy places the organism in Eukaryota, Metazoa, Chordata, Chondrichthyes, Orectolobiformes, Rhincodontidae. The transcript has 2 exons. The coding region runs from base 167 to 700 and encodes 177 amino acids. The record is from RefSeq and is a predicted model, not a curated record.